Molecule: messenger RNA, 1854 nt
Organism: Encephalitozoon hellem ATCC 50504
Lineage: Eukaryota; Fungi; Microsporidia; Unikaryonidae
Product: nucleoporin autopeptidase domain-containing protein
Exons: 1
Coding region: 1-1854 (617 amino acids)
Biological process (GO): post-transcriptional tethering of RNA polymerase II gene DNA at nuclear periphery; protein import into nucleus; RNA export from nucleus
Cellular component (GO): nuclear pore; nuclear pore cytoplasmic filaments
Molecular function (GO): structural constituent of nuclear pore
Source: RefSeq, a predicted model, not a curated record
AUGGAUCAGAAUAACAUGAAUAAGUUCUUUAACUCGUCGUUCUUUGCACAGACUCCACAGAAGGACAGCAAGCAGGGGCAAUUUCCUGGAAUGCAGCAGACUUCUAUUUUUGGGCAGCCUCAAUCUGGCUUUGGUACCACUCAGAAUCCUUUUCUCCAAGGGUCUGGAGGGAUGAAGAGCAACACGUUUGGAACGUCGACGGGGUUUGGCGGGGCGCCUUCGUUUGGAAGUGGAGGAUCUUCAGGGACCAGCGGGUUUGGUCAGCCCUUUUCAAGCCAGCAGCAGCCGUCGACCUCAUUAGCAAGAUUUGGAACAACCGGAACUCUUGGGGCAGGAAGCAACAUUUUCGGAUCCACUUCGAAUGCAUUAGGAAGCAACCAGACACAGUUUGGAGGGCCCAGUAGCAAUCCUACUUUUGGGGUGCAGCAGCCAAGUAGUACCUUCGGGUCAGGAGGGCAGAAUGUAUUGCAGCCAUUCUCUUCUGGUGCCUCAACAUCGGCACAGCCCAGUAUAUGGGGGCAGUCGACGGGCUCCUACAAUCCAUUUAACAGUAACCAGGGCUCUGCUUUUGCAAAUGACAGGAAUAGUACUUUGAAUAAAACCUUUCCAGGGCUUGUAGGAAGUAAUAGUGGAACUCGGGAUCAUCCUUACAUGCAGAGAAAGAUAAGAGAGGACAAUGGGGGCGAGGUGACCUUGAUGCACAUCAAUGGUAAUGAAAGCUAUAUGCAAAAGCCUGUUGAGGAGCUUAGGGCCGAGGACUAUACACUUGGAAGAAAGCCUAUAACAAGUGGAAGCGUGACAGAGCCCAAGAGCACGUCUGGCUUUGGAUCUUCUUUUGGAGGGGCCAUGUCUUCUUCCACAAUCAACAAGCCUCAAGGAAGUAGUAUAUUUGGGGCCACGCCCUCGAGCAACACCUUCCAGCCGUUUGUUUCAACAGGGAAUACGAAGUCUCAGCAAGAAACUGCAGCACCUAGCUUCGGAGGUAUCACACCACAGCAACCACUGUUUGCACCACAAAAUACACCUUUAAGUACGUCGAACCAGCCUUUUGGAUCAUCUGUUCAAACACCGUCGAAUACUACAGGUGGGAACCCGUUCCUUACAAGUGCACAGCAACCUCAGCCGGGGUUUGGAUCUGUUGUGAUGCCGCAGCCAUCUGAUUCGAGUAACCUUUCAUUUAUGCAGAUGCAGGCACAGACACCAUCUGCAUCUAUGCAGCAACCUUUUGGGAAUGCAGGGGGAUCCUUCGGGGGUUGUGGACAGCCAAGUCAACAGCAAACAAAAAUAGAUCCAACGGAUCCAUUUCUCCUGAGGGACAUCAAGUUCGAAAAGACCGAGAAGGAGCAUCUUCCUCUGAGCAAGGUGCUCCCAAGGCCAAUGUUUAAAGAGGAAUCGAAGCCUCGGAAAAUAUCUCUAAGCUUUCGCCCUCCAAAGCCUCCUGCUAAGGAGAAGAUAUAUACAAUUCCCCCGAUAGAGGACAUCAAGCAUAUGAAGGAAGUUCACAACCUGAUUAUAGGCUUUGAAGACAAGGGAAGGAUAGAGUAUCUUGACACAGUGAAUGCAUCUGAAAUCACUAUGACAAACAUCCAGUCAAAGAUCUACUUUUCGAAGGAAUCUGUUGUAGUUAAUGAUCCUGUCGGAGUAGGACUAAACAGAAGAGCUCGUGUGUAUGUAGAAGGUGUUUUCCCUUACAGUAGGAGCCUUGGAGACUAUGUCAAAGGAGAGCAGAAGCAGUUUCCAUUAAAGGGGAUUCAGGAGAGAUUCGUAUAUGGGCUGAAGAACGAUACUGUGAAGAAGUUUGUUGGUUAUGAGUAUGAGAGAGGAACAUACGUCUAUGAUGUUAAUCACUUUUGA